AUGACGGCAGGAAGUCUCGAUCAGUACCGAGAGAAUGUGGAAAGCGAAAGCCAACACAAGCUGGACGAGGUUGAGAGAAAUUUGGUUGGCGGCAUCAAGGAACUCACUGUCAACAUUGAAACACGGUUCCGCAGAUUGGCCGAGAUCGAAGAGCCUUUGCAAAGACCUUUCGUUGCAGAAGCAUUGAGCAAGAUCCCACCCGCCACGAAUCCCGACCAGGCCCAUAACGACGAAGUCCUGCUCAAAGACCGCAUUUCGGAGUUUCGUGCGUUGCGGGAAGAGAAAGAGGAUGUCUUGUGCAGGCUAUGGAACGAAUGGGAAGAUAUCCAAUUCGAUCUGCUGGGACUGGCCGCGGAGGCCCUCGGUAAGCAGUCGAUCCAAGUCGCUCAGCUUCAAAAUAGUGCCAUGAAGCCAGGCCAGCGUGAAAGGCUUGAGAAAACAAUCGACUCCGCUCAAAAGAUCCACGAGGAGAUUGAUCAUCGCCAUACAGGACUGGGGCAGGAUCUGACAGACUUCGAAGAGGCCAUGGGCCAAAUCUCGAACAGAACUGAAAAGGCGGCCACCGACCUGCAGCAACAAUACAAUGUGCAAAAGAACAAGCUAUUCAAGGGCCUCAUGCACUCCAUCGAGCAGCUUGCAGCAUUGUGA
Molecule: messenger RNA, 648 nt
Organism: Cladophialophora psammophila CBS 110553
Lineage: Eukaryota; Fungi; Ascomycota; Eurotiomycetes; Chaetothyriales; Herpotrichiellaceae
Exons: 2
Coding region: 1-648 (215 amino acids)
Source: RefSeq, a predicted model, not a curated record